AUGCGAAUCGCUAUAUUACUAUUUCUCAUAUUCUACGAUAUUGUAUAUACCGAUGAAGUCAGUGAUGUUGAAGAAGAGGGUUCAGGUCGAACUGUUCUGGCUGAUUGGAUUGUCGGCAUUCUUAUGAUGAUUGUUUCAUUGGCGUGCGCCAUAGCUUAUUAUAUUAUAUUAUCGAUUAUUUAUCGCGAUCCGGAGCUGAUGAGAAUGGCGAGCUAUAGAUUCAUGUUUUUCCUAGGCGUUUUCGAUAUUAUUCAAUGCUUUCCGCAUUUUGUCACCGGCAUUUUCAAUUGUUUCCAAACGGUUGGCCAUCCAUAUUUGGCAAAGGCGAUGGGUGUUAUUGCGACACCAUGCUACGUGGCAUACGCUGUUCUCAUCAUAUUUCUAUCAUUGAAUCGUUUGAUUCAAUUGACAUCGAGUCGAUUGAAUUCGGCGCUUUAUGGCGGGAAAAAAUGGAUGGCAUGGAUUGGCAUUGCUUUUGGAUUCUGUUUUGCUUUUAUGAUCGCUCUGGCGAGCCCAUAUGCAACAAUUCGAUACAUUCCGGAAUGGUACAGCUGGGAUUAUGACACUGACUACAUUUAUUCGAAAUACGUGCAACGAGUUGAAAUGUACAUCGAAGUCGGUGGAAUAUUCGUCUCUGCGUUCUUUUACCUCCUCAUUGUUAUUCAACUAAUCAAAACUAGGAAACGAUUCAAAAUCUCAUCCAACUUCAACGCUGAAAUCAAAGUUUUGAUUCAGGCUAGCGUUAUCACAGUGUACUGCACAAUUCUCAACAUAUUCUGGCACAAUUAUGAGGCGCUUCUUCCGAUGAAUCUUUGGACGUACACAGCCCUUAAUUUUAUGUGGAUAUUAAACAGCGGAGUUUACCCGCUGAUUUAUUUCAUUGUAAAUAAGGCGUUACGCAAAAAGAUCGUUGUGAGAAACACGAUGACCGCCAUUGGUGGCACUUCGAUGUUUGUGAGGAAUCGUGAGAAACAUGGUACUAGAAAUACAAUAACUACGAUAGCAUAG
Messenger RNA from Caenorhabditis bovis, 1008 nucleotides. The record is from the annotation of a GenBank genome assembly. Lineage: Eukaryota; Metazoa; Nematoda; Chromadorea; Rhabditida; Rhabditidae.